AUGUUACAUGACGGCAUGCAUCCGAUCAGUAUUGCAACGCACCACGCUCGUGCCUACGAUGAAGACACAACAAUAACAACAUCACAGGACCAUGUAGUGCUCGCUACAGCUCAGAUAAAUGUACGUUCAGAAAAUGGCUACUGUCUACAACUCACAGCACUUUUGGACAGAGGGUCUCAGGCGUCUUUUAUUACGGAGUUUGCGGCGCAACAAUUACACCUUAAACGUAGACGCUUGCAGGUCCCGGUAACUGGAAUAGGAUGUACAAAUGCUGCAGUCUCUUCAGGCUUAGUGGAAUUCGACGUUAGCUCUAUCUGCGACCCAGGUUUCAACAUUGGGUGUACAGCGUUAGUUUUACCACGUUUAAGUCAACAGUUACCAGGCGCUCGCUUGGAUCCUACGCUUUUUACUGACCUUUUAAAUCUGAAUCUUGCAGAUCCUAGAUUCUAUGAGCCUGGUCCGAUAGACGUAAUUUUAGGAGCUGACAUUUACGGACACUUGCUCUGCGGUGAACUAAAAUUUUGUGCGGCAACAGCAAUCGAGCUCAACGAGUUAGUUAAAGCUCUUUGCGCUUUUAACGCGUGUGAAGAUGGCGAAUCGUCAUCUAAACUCACUCUUGAUGAGAUUUACUGCGAAAACUUCUUCGAACGUACAACUCGCCGGACCGGAUCCGGUCGCUAUAUAGUACGCUACCCAUUUAAACCAUCAGCUGACUUGUCUGUGCUUGCAGAUACUAAAUAUGAUGCUGAAAAGCUUUAUCAUUAUCAGAACAAACGCCUGAACAAUGAUAUUUCUUUUAAAACACUCUAUGAUGAGUUUAUGUCCGAAUAUCUCCAACUCGGUUACAUGCAACCUGUUUGCGAGGACUUUGAGCCGCAGCCUGUCUGCUAUAUUCCCCACCACGGUGUUUAUAAAGGCUCAAGCUCAACUACAAAACUACGAACCGUUUUAACACAUCACGUGAAACGAAAUGUGGUAGGUCACUAA
Molecule: messenger RNA, 987 nt
Organism: Rhagoletis pomonella (apple maggot)
Lineage: Eukaryota; Metazoa; Arthropoda; Insecta; Diptera; Tephritidae
Exons: 2
Coding region: 1-987 (328 amino acids)
Source: RefSeq, a predicted model, not a curated record